Messenger RNA from Gongylonema pulchrum, 378 nucleotides. The record is from the annotation of a GenBank genome assembly. NCBI's taxonomy places the organism in Eukaryota, Metazoa, Nematoda, Chromadorea, Rhabditida, Gongylonematidae.
AUGUCGGAUGGCAACGAGCGUAGCGAAGAAGAGAAAGAGAUUUUCCGUACUACGGAGGAGAACGAAUUGGAGUGGGAGGAUGCGCAACAUCUCUUGGACUUGAGAUGUAGAUCGAUAGUUUUUUGGAAUAAGCUAGCCGAAGCAGUGAAAUGGGCCGAGAGAGGUAGUUUGGAGUACCUUGAGACGAGAAUUAGAGAGGUGAAAACGCGUCUAGCCGCGCAGGGCAAGAUGACGCUAGGUCUCACGUCCAAAAUAGAGAUGUGUUUCAAGCAGUGGGAGGACGUCCUUGAGGAGUGGGACAGAAAGCAGGACGACUUGAGAGGUGUCCUGAGAAAGGUCCCGGAUGACAGACCAGAUAGUGAUGACGAAGGUCGAUAG